AGAGAUCGCAGAAGCAAUCGAGAAAACAAAACGCUUUGUGCCAAUAGAAAACCCUAGCGAGCGAGCGAGCGGAGGAGGAAGGAGACAAAGAACGAGACUUUGAGAGACGGGAGAUUCUCGAUUUCAAAUUAGAUUUGAGAUCAAUCUCGUUAAAUCAGUAACAUAGGGGAAAGGUUCAGUGAUGGGUAAGAAGAAGAAGAGAGCGACGGAGAAGGUUUGGUGUUAUUACUGCGACAGAGAGUUCGAUGACGAGAAGAUUCUUGUGCAGCAUCAGAAAGCUAAGCACUUUAAGUGCCAUGUCUGUCAUAAGAAGCUUUCUACAGCUAGUGGCAUGGUGAUUCAUGUUCUUCAGGUUCAUAAAGAGAAUGUUACAAAGGUUCCUAAUGCUAAAACAGGUCGGGAUUCAACUGAUAUUGAAAUUUAUGGAAUGCAAGGAAUUCCACCCGAUGUCUUGGCUGCUCAUUAUGGAGAAGAAGAGGAAGAGCCUCCAGCGAAAGUUGCAAAAGUCGAAAUUCCUUCUGCCCCUCUUGGUGGUGUAGUUCCUAGACCAUAUGGAAUGGUAUAUCCGCCUCAACAAAUGCCUGGUGUUGUGCGACCAAUGUAUUAUCCCGGUCCUCCUAUGCGGCCUCCUGGUCAUGUAUGGCCUAUGCCGCCUCCUCGCCCACAACAAUGGUAUCCACAAAAUCCAGCGGUUUCUGUACCUCCACCUGCCCAUUUAGGGUAUCGACCACAACCACUUUUUCCUGUUCAAAAUAUGGGGAUGACUCUGCCAACCUCAGCUCCUGUAGUACAACCUUCACCAGUCACUGGAGUUGCACCUCCUGGGAUUACUUCAUCAUCACCUGCAAUGCCAGUUCCUCAACCUCUUUUCCCUGUUGUGAAUAACAGCAUUCCUUCUCAAGCUUCACCAUUUUCUACUCCUCUGCCUGUUGGUGGGGCUCAGCAACCAUCUCACGCAGAUGCUUUAGGAUCAGUAAAUGCUUAUCCGCCUAACAAUUCUACUCCAGGUGGGACUAAUUCUCAUUCUUAUGCCUCUGGACCAAACACUAGUGGUCCUUCAAUUGGUCCACCUCCAGUAAUUGCAAAUAAAGCUCCUAGCAAUCAGCCUAAUGAGGUCUAUCUUGUAUGGGAUGAUGAAGCGAUGUCUAUGGAGGAAAGAAGAAUGUCCUUACCGAAAUACAAAGUGCACGAUGAAACCAGCCAGGUAAGUUCUGAUUUGCCCUUUUUAGAGUUAAAGAAGAGUUUGUUUUGCACGUCUAACCCAUUCGGUAGGCUUUAUUUAUGCUUCUCUAUUCCAGAUCCUAUUGUUUCUGUGCUAAGAGGUACCACCAUAUUAUUCAGUUUAUAAUUUCUUCCCUUAGAAUAUGAUAAGUACUUAGGCAAGAAACUUAAGCAUUUCGAAUCAUUAAUGUUCGAAAGGUACCAUUUAGUAGCUUGCUGGCGAUAGGUAGUAAAGAAAUCACCUUUGUAUUUGUUUGUUUUUCAUCAUAUUUCUCCUGUCUCUUGUAUUGUAUAAAAAUGUGGUGAUUGGUUCCACAAGAUCGUACUCUACAGGUUUGGUUUCAAACCAGGUCAGCUCCUUUUAUAUUCUUAACUUUGCAAAGCUUGGUACCUUUGCACAAUCACGGCCUUGGGAGACCAUAAAGAAAACUUGUUUUAAGUCUUUCAUAAUAAAGCAUCCAACUUUUUUACUGAGAACCAAGUUUGGUAAUUGUUGCAGAUGAACUCGAUAAAUGCAGCCAUAGACAGACGAAUCUCAGAGAGUAGGCUUGCUGGGCGGAUGGCGUUUUAGUUUUCAUCACCAAACCAAACUAAGCCCGUGGCGAAGAUAAGGCGAUACUGAUGGGGCUUUGUUACUACAACUCUUCACUCACUUUUGUUCAGAUUUUCGGAAGCUAAAUUUAUGAUCUGAUUUAAGCUGUUACUUUCUGUUGUAUUCUUUAGCUAAGGUGAGUUAGUUUACCAUUGCAUUGUUUUAGAGAUCUCAGAGAUGUCUUUCUCCAGAAGUUUGAGUCUUUCUUUUUAUGUCCUUGGAGACUACAAGAACCUUGGUCUCUUUUUGUUCUGAAUUGAUUAGUAUUAUAUAAUACAGAUUCACCCAAAAUGUUUGCAUCGUA
Molecule: messenger RNA, 2117 nt
Organism: Capsella rubella
Lineage: Eukaryota; Viridiplantae; Streptophyta; Magnoliopsida; Brassicales; Brassicaceae
Product: protein SUPPRESSOR OF FRI 4
Exons: 6
Coding region: 182-1348 (388 amino acids)
Cellular component (GO): nucleus
Molecular function (GO): DNA binding
Source: RefSeq, a predicted model, not a curated record